Carcharodon carcharias (great white shark) is the source of this 2857-nucleotide messenger RNA. Its product is annotated as E3 ubiquitin-protein ligase rnf168-like. NCBI's taxonomy places the organism in Eukaryota, Metazoa, Chordata, Chondrichthyes, Lamniformes, Lamnidae. Gene Ontology annotation, molecular function: ubiquitin-protein transferase activity; nucleosome binding. Gene Ontology annotation, biological process: double-strand break repair. The transcript has 6 exons. Gene Ontology annotation, cellular component: nucleus; site of double-strand break. The record is from RefSeq and is a predicted model, not a curated record. Bases 198 to 2153 code for a protein of 651 amino acids.
CAGCCGCAGUGCGGAGGUUGCGCUGGAGAGCGGGAGAAUGACGGCGAUUUGAAGAAAGGCCGUGGGUGGCGGUUGUUUGUCCCUCACCUGGGCCGAGGGCCUGACAGUGUCUGGCCCGCCCCCAGAAUAACUCCGGGAGGACGAGAGAAGGUGAAACCGCUCCCAAGCUGGACUGAACCAGAGCUGCAGCGGCCAUAAUGAGGCGAAAGAGACGGAGCGAUCUCGCCGAGCCUGAGGCCCCGCUCCGGGCCCCACCUCCGCCUCCGGCCCUCGGCCUGGCCGAAUGCUUAUGCCCGGUUUGCCAGGAGCUGCUGGCGGAGCCGGUGACGCCGCCAUGCGGACACUCGCUGUGCCUGGGCUGUUUUCAGCAGACGGUGGAGAUCAGUAACCUGAACUGCCCGCUGUGUCGCCGCCGCCUUUCCAACUGGGCGCGGACCAAGGCCCGUCUCGGCAGCUUGGUUAACAAGGAGCUGCAGGAGCAGAUCCGGCAGCAGUUUCCUCAGCUCCGGAGCGAGGAACCCAGCGACGGAGAAGUUGACAGAUUGCACUCACGACCUCAAUUAUCCAAACCUGGUGAGGUUCGACAGGAGUAUGAAGAGCAGAUCAGUAAGUUGAAGGCAGAACGCCAUGCUCGUGAAGAGGAAGAACUCCGAGCCAGUGAAAACUUAAUCCAGAAGAUAUUGGCAGAGGAGAAGGAGCAACUAAUUUAUAAAGAACAGCAGAGGAAGGAAGUGGAUGAACAAUUAAAAAGAGAUGAAAAACUAGCUAAAAUGCUGAGUGAGGAGGCGAAUUCAGUAUCCAAGACUUUUCCAGAAAACUUGAACAUUCGUCCAAGACGGACUGCCUCAAAAUCCAAUUGUUCAUCAGUCAGCAGGGGAAUCAAAUUGACUACACACAGUCCCAGCCAUACAGGAGAUAUACAGAAGUACUUAUCUCCCACCUCACGGAAGUAUCAAGUAGUUGAAACUCCUAGACAGCGAAGUGAUGCAUCUGCUACAAACAGCAAAUCUACUGAUGCAGAUGACAUUUCAAACAGUGAUUCAACUGAAGAUAUUUCUCCUUUUCAUUAUGAGGAGGAGCAAGAGCAAGUCUGCAUUCCAGCUCAGCCAGAGCUAGCCCAAUAUAUGGAAGGAACUCCCACUGCAACUAUCACAGAUUAUCAGCAAGGAGGCAAGGAAGCUGGUGAGCACAGCCCAGGAGACGAUGAAAAUGAGAUGGUGGGAGUUUGCAGUGGUUUAUGGAAGGGCAGAGAGAGGUGUAAGGAAGAUGUACCACUUACAGAAUUGAAGUUAAAUUCCAUCAAUAGUAAUGGUGAAGAUGAAGGUUUUUCAUCUCUGCCAAUUUUAGGUCAUAAACUUGAUUAUGCACACAAUAGUGCAAACAUUUGUGAUUUAGAUAAUAUAGACUGUGCAACAAAACACACAGAUGAGAACAUUGCAUUGAAACAAAAGCCAAGCCAAGAUCAAGGCACUAAACACCAGAUGUUGAACCAAACUCCCAUUCAAUUGAAAAUGGUUGUGAAAAGGAAAACAUGGAAUUCCCCUGAAGCAGAGGGAGAAACUUGCUCAACUGUUAAAAAGAGAAAAAUCUGUCCUAAUGAACCCUGUGAAAGCAUAGAACCUUCUUCUGGAAUCUUCCAUGAAGAGCAACACUCAGACUGGGAGAAAAAACAAUCUGAAAAGCUCAGGAUAGAAGAGCAGGACAGAUUGUUAGCAUUACGCAUUCAGAGGAAACUUGACAAGGAGAUGCUGACGGUUAACAGAAAGAGAGGAUCACCUGACGAAUAUUUGCUUCGGACUAACAAAUCACUUCCUGUAAAUUGUAAGAAAAGGGUGUAUGCUAAAAACCAAACCUCAGUGGGAACACAAAAGGGCAGUCAAACCUCCAGAAAGUCACCGAGAUCACAGUCUAGGCGCUCUGCACUGGGUAACAAGCAAAGAGUGCUCACAGAUUCUUCAUUUACCACAAGCAAACGGGGAAGCAGAAUCUGGCAGCACCCAGCAGACCAAGUUAAAAGUCAAAGAACCCUUCAUCAGGGGCCACUUAAUUGUAUGGAUGCCAACUCUGCAGCAUUGAUUCCUUUCAAUGAACUGAGAAACAGUAAAAAACAACAAACUAUCAUUGAAAUGUUCCAGAAAAAUGGUACUAACUAACAAACUUGUGCCAAAACUCAGCCACUGUUCCGAUUGCCAGUAAUUUUAUUCAUUUGUUGAAUGUGGCUUUCACACUUCUGUCAAGUUUAGAUUCCCUCACUGACUUCAAUUCUAUGCCAAACUUUUUGUUUGCAUUAAUGCAGUUAUCCAACAUUCUGAAGCUUCUCUGUAGACUGUCUAGAGCUUCAAAUCCCCAUUAAAUUCAUUGGAACAGUGCUUUUUGUUAAGAACGUUGCAAGUUGUGAAAUUGAGAUUGUGAUACUUGAAAGCUAGUGUAAUUGUAAUUUUUCUCCAUAAACAUCAGAAAUGUAUAAGGCUUUAGGAUUCCAAAUUCCUUUUAAACAAAGUAGUGCAUCUUCAGGGCACUGCAAUAGGAAGAGGAGAACUUGCUGCAUUAGUGCAAUGGUUUACCUAUGCCUGGCUUCAUUGCGGUUUAACACAUUUGUGAUUUGUUUCAUGAAGUAAAUUUGAUUAUUCUAAAAGUUGGGAGUCCAAUCUUCCAUUUCAUCACUAAACAUACAUCCCAUUGUUCAGUAUUCUGUUGUUCAAUACUUCAUAUUUGUAUUAUACUUCAUUGUUUAAAACAAGCUGACAUUUAUAUUGUGUCUCCACCUGUACCACUCUGCAUGGGCUUGAUGCUAUGUAAAUAUUUGUUUUUGGAAUGGUUUAAAAUAGUUUGAAUAAUAAAAGAGAGAAAAAUUGUG